Molecule: messenger RNA, 876 nt
Organism: Sinocyclocheilus rhinocerous
Lineage: Eukaryota; Metazoa; Chordata; Actinopteri; Cypriniformes; Cyprinidae
Product: nucleoside diphosphate-linked moiety X motif 22-like
Molecular function (GO): GDP-mannose hydrolase activity
Source: RefSeq, a predicted model, not a curated record
AUGGAUCCAGAGGUGUCUCUCAUGCUGCACUGUGAUCCAUUACAGGCUCUUGGAGAAAAUCAAAUUCAUGUAGAAAUUUCAGACAGGUUCAAUCGUCAAGAGUUUCCUGAAAUCGAGCAGCACAUUGAAGCUGUGUGGAGUGACCGAGUGGCCAAAGAACCGUGGCUCUUCAAUGGAGCUAAAUUCAGAUUGCAUUCAGCGGUGCUCUCCGUCAUGGAAAAGGGACCCGUGGCAGAACAGGCCGCCCAAAACCUAACGUGCUCGCAAUUAGAAAGUGCUGAUAAAUCCUCAGGAAGAUUGGCAAAAGAUGAGCAGUCGUGUGUGCUGACGUUACAGUUAGGCCUGACCUGUUAUAAAGACUAUCUGGGGACUAACUGGUCACGAGAGGCGGGGAAGCUGCAGAGUCACGGACAGAACGAAUGCACAGAUCCGCAGGCCUUCCUCGCUCAGCCGCUGGGGGUCGGUGCUGUCGUGGCCACGGCUGACGGAGACGUCGUCCUGCUGAGGAGAAGCCAGAAAGUGGCAGAGGCUGCAGGCCUGUUAGACAUACCUGGAGGUCACCCUGAGCCAAAGGUGAACGUUCCCGUCAGUUCUCUGAGCAAACCGGUGUUUAUGGGAAUUGCGCUGAACCACACUAGUGCAGGACGACCCAGUGCCGAGUUUUAUGUCCGGUGCACUUUGACAACAGAAGAAUUGAGAGAUUUAUAUAGACGUGGAGGUCCUGAGGCCCACGAGUCCACUGAAAUACUGUUUCUGAGUCGAGCGAAAAUGUUCCAGUUGAACGAGCGCUGCCCCCUGUGGUCAGAGAUGUGUCCUUCAGCGAAGGGUGCAGUACUGCUGCAUCAGAGGGUGAUGAUGCCUGAUUACCACCUCUGA